This is a messenger RNA of Apus apus (common swift), 3093 nucleotides long. RefSeq names its product von Willebrand factor A domain containing 2 (gene VWA2). Gene Ontology annotation, molecular function: calcium ion binding. The record is from RefSeq and is a predicted model, not a curated record. The coding region runs from base 498 to 2879 and encodes 793 amino acids. Gene Ontology annotation, biological process: calcium-independent cell-matrix adhesion. The transcript is spliced from 16 exons. NCBI's taxonomy places the organism in Eukaryota, Metazoa, Chordata, Aves, Apodiformes, Apodidae. Gene Ontology annotation, cellular component: basement membrane.
CGCCGCACCGGGCCCCCCGGUCUGGCUUCGGCAGCGCUGUCGUUUCUGAGCGGGCCGUGGGACGAGAGGCCAGCCAGGCCUGCUUAGCUGGGCGGCCGCGCUGGAUCCCCGGGUCUGGCCCUUGCUGCCUCUUCGGAGGAGAUGGCCCCGCUCGCCGUGAGGGCGGUCGGGCUCUGCAGCCGAGGAGCUGGGACGUCUUCGUCCCUGGAGGUACCCGAGAGCAGCCUGGACACAGCUUUAAGCACCCCGCGGAGAGGGGCCCUAAAGCUGGGGAGGGACCUUCUGCAGCAGCGUAGCUUCUGCUCAGAUUGCAGCUGAGGGCUGGAGGUUCAUUGGAGCCAGGAAGAGUUUUUCCUCUGACUUCAAGCACACAAUGAACAAAAGAACUUGCAAGUGGAGUAAAUUAACUCUUAAACAAACAGCAGAUGUCAUGGUGUGUACACUGUACGGUCUGGAGAAUUCUACUGUCAGACUUCAAAUAGCAAUGAUUGGUCACCAUGAGCCUCUUGUCUUGUGAGUCCAUCUGCAUUUUUCUGCUUCCUCAAGUUAUGCUGGUGUUGGGUAUACAGGAAAUUCAUGCUGACCAGGAGAUGAUUAGCAAGAUCUCAGCUGCUAGCCAGUUGAUGCAGUGCUCUGCUUCAUUGGAUGUCCUUUUCCUCUUGGAUGGCUCCUACAGCAUUGGCAAAGGAAGCUUUGAAAGGUCUAAGCACUUUGCAAGCAUGCUCUGUGAUGCCUUGGGCAUCCAUCCAGACAGGGUCCGUGUGGGAAUGAUGCAGUUCAGCUCAACUCCCCACCUUGAAUUCCCGCUAAAUUCAUAUCUAACCAAACAAGAAGUGAAAGAGAGAAUCAAGAGGACUGUGUUCAGAGGUGGAAGCACAGAGACAGGUCGGGCUCUGAAGUACAUUCUCCGCAAGGGAUUCCCUGGUGGCAGAAACUCAAGUGUCCCUGAAGUCCUGAUCAUCAUUUCAGAUGGGAGGUCCCAGGGCAGCACGACAAUGCCUGCAAUGCAGCUGAAGAACAGACACAUCACUGUUUUUGCAGUGGGAAUCAGGUUUCCAAGGUGGGAGGAGCUGCAGGUUCUAGCCAGUGAGCCCACCGAGCAGCAUGUGCUCUUUGCUGGAGAUGCGAAGGAUGCUGCCAAUGGCCUGUACAGCACCCUCACCAGCUCCAUCUGCAGCACCACCACCCCAGGCUGCAAAGUUGAAUCCCACCCUUGUGAACGCAGGACCCUGGAGACUGUGAAGGAGCUGGCUGGAAACCAUGCAUGUUGGAAAGGCUCAAAGCAGCCAAAUGUGGUGCAUGCGUCCCUCUGCCCUUUCUACAGAUGGAAAAGAGUCUUGAUAAAACACCCAUCCAGAUGCCUCCGAACUGUAUGCCCAGACCCUUGUGACUCCCAGCCAUGCCAGAAUGGGGGCACGUGUGUCCCAGAGGGACUGGACAAAUACCACUGCCUCUGCCCACUGGGAUAUGGAGGAGACAUCCACUGUGCACCAAAGCUGAGCCUCGAGUGCAGUGUGGAUCUCCUUUUCCUGAUGGACAGCUCGGCUGGGGUCACACUGGAAGGGUUUCUCCGCUACAAAGCAUUCCUCAAGAGGUUCCUCCAAGCAGUGAUGGGCCAGGACUCACCGGUGAAUGUGGGGGUGGCCCAGUAUGAUAACAAUGUCAGGAUACCCAUUGGAGUGGGCCAACACAAGGAUGCAUUCAGUCUCAUGAAGAGCAUUGAUGCUUUGAAUUUCAGUGGAGGAGGAACCCUGACAGGCAGAGCUCUGCAGUACAUUGCACAACACGGUUUUAGGAGCACCCCAGUUUUUGCAGAUGUACAGGAUGACCUCCCACGUGUGGUUGUCUUGCUCACUGACUCCAAGUCUCAGGAUCCAGUGGCAGAAGCUGCUCAGUAUGCAAGGGAGCGUGAUCUCUUCUUGAUUGGUGUAGGCAGCAGCUUUGUGAGAGCAGAGCUGACUGAGGUGACUGGCAAUCCAAAGCAGACAAUUGUCUACUCAGACCCCCAGGACCUGUUCAACAGGAUGCCAGAGCUGCAGAGAAGAAUCUGCAGUGUGGAUAAUCCUGAAGGCUGCCACGCACAGUCUCUGGAUUUGGCAUUUGCGCUGGAUGCCUCGGAUGGAGUUGGCCUGGAAAAUUUCCUGCGGCUGAGGGACUUUGUCAGGAGCAGCUUUUUGCACUUCAGCAUCAACCGGGAUGUCACCCAGGUUGCCCUGGUGGUCUUUGGCAGCACAGCUCACACGGUGUUCGCGCUGGACACCCACACCAGCAAUGCAGCUCUCCUCCAGGCCACCCACCAGGUGCCGUUCCUGAGGGGCUCAGCCUCGGCUGGCAGCGCCUUGCUGCAUGUUUAUGGUGACGUGAUGACAGUGCAGAAAGGAGCAAGACCUGGUGUCAGCAAGGCAGUGGUGGUGCUCACAAACGGAGGCGGCGUGGAGGAUGCAGCUGCCCCAGCUCAGCAGCUGAGGGACAACGGCAUCUUGGUGUUUGUGGUUGUCAUUGGGGAUGCACGGAGGGACACGCUGCUGAGGGUUGCUGGGUCUCCCAACUACCUGGUCCACAUCGCCUCCUAUGAAGACCUGCAGCAUUACCAAAACCUUGUCAUUGAAAGAAUCUGUGAAGAAGCAAUGAGCCCUGUGAACCUCUGCAAACCCAACCCAUGCAUGAACCAGGGUGUCUGCAUCCUUGGGCCUGGGAGCUACCGGUGUGAAUGCCAUGGCUGGGAAGGACCCCACUGUGAGAGCAGUAAGGAUCAGCAGGAGUUCUCCGGGGCGAUUCUCCGAGGUCACUGGUCCUUCCUCCACAGUCCCAGGUGCAGCGAAGUUCAGGUGGUUUGCAGCACUUCUCCAGAGCCUCCUGGUACACCAAAAGGCAACUGAAGCAGAGACACUGACACAGACGUGCCGAGUGCUCCAGUUCUCCAACCAGGAAUGCUCACUGCCACCUGCAGGCACGAUCUAGAAAGCAGUGCUUGAGGUGCUCCAGCAUGGAGUCUGUGCUGAGGCUGUUCCCAGUUCCUGCCUUGCACAAACUGGGCUUCUCAAUGCUCUCUUUCUUUUUUAAUUGAAGUAAAUAUUUGUGUUUAAUUACUUA